Molecule: messenger RNA, 2097 nt
Organism: Lutzomyia longipalpis
Lineage: Eukaryota; Metazoa; Arthropoda; Insecta; Diptera; Psychodidae
Gene: run
Product: segmentation protein Runt
Exons: 3
Coding region: 450-1796 (448 amino acids)
Biological process (GO): regulation of DNA-templated transcription
Cellular component (GO): nucleus
Molecular function (GO): ATP binding; DNA-binding transcription factor activity, RNA polymerase II-specific; RNA polymerase II cis-regulatory region sequence-specific DNA binding
Source: RefSeq, a predicted model, not a curated record
AGAUCAAAAGCAACCAUCCAGUUCGAUCUCAGACUUGGUUUGCUGCGGACCGCGCGCGCGUCAUGUGCACAGGAGCAUUGUAGAAAGAGCGGUGCAUUUUCUUACAAGGAACACGCACGUUUUCUUAUUAUUUUUUUUCGUCCAAUACAUAACGAGACUUUCGACGCGCAGUUGCUAUAUAUUUUGUGUUAUUGCACAUAACAAUUGAGAUUUGAUUUAAAAAAAAUAAAUCUUAUAAACUGUGACUGAGGGAUCUAUAUCCCUGGAUUAUUAAUUUCAUUUGUGCUUCAAUAUAAAAAUCAGAAUAGAUUAAUAGAGAAUAUGAUUCUGAGAUACAAGUGACUUGAUAUUUGAAAGAAAAAAAAAGAGGAAAAAGAUUUUAAGGAGAGGAACAGCAAACAACAAAGUAGUGUGUUGCAGUGUGAUUAAGUGUUGAGAUUUUAUAAUCAAUGCAUCUACCCAACAAUCAGUGCCAGAGUCCACCAAUGCCUGCAACAGUGAAUGAUAUGUUCUCCAAUGUGCACGAAGUGUUGCAGGAGUAUCAUGGUGAAUUGGUCCAAACUGGAUCACCAGCUGUUCUAUGUUCUGCCCUCCCAACGCACUGGCGCAGCAAUAAGAGUCUGCCGUGUGCAUUUAAAGUCGUUGCCCUCGAUGAUGUCCAAGAUGGUACCAUAGUGUCCAUCAAAGCGGGCAAUGAUGAGAAUUACUGUGCCGAAUUGCGAAAUCACACGGCUGUGAUGAAAAAUCAAGUGGCUAAAUUCAAUGACCUACGCUUUGUAGGACGUAGCGGUCGGGGGAAGUCAUUCUCAAUCACAAUCAUCAUAAGUUCUUACCCAUCGCAAAUUGCUACAUACACUAAAGCCAUCAAAGUCACCGUUGAUGGACCCAGAGAGCCCCGAUCGAAGCAAAGCUAUGGCUAUGGUCAUCCUGGUGGUUUCAAUCCGUUCAUACUGAAUCCGGGCUGGCUGGAUGCUGCUUACAUGUACGCAUGGCCCGAUUAUUUUCGCCAUCAGACACAUCAUUCAGCGCUCGUAGCCAAAGGUUCUCCAACACUACCACCUAAUGCGUCGACUGUGCUACCACCAACGACAGUUGGAUCGGAAUUUUUGCCACUCAGCGCACCGGGUGGUGGCAAUGGCCAACCCCCUGCCCUACCUCCAACACCCCCAAGUGGGAAUGGACUCCUUCCACCACCGACAGCUGCCUAUCUGCCCCAGUUUCCCUUCCCAAUGGCACCAGAGCUUUUACCCAAGAAUCCCUUCCUGCCCUAUGACUUUGCCGCCCUCAGGGCUGCUCAUCAGCGCACUCUGCAACAGGCCAGCAAUCCCGUAGGAGCUUCUCUUGCAUCAGUACCUGUCGGUGACCACGUGAGACUCUCACCGGCCUCAUCACGCCCAUCAUCCUCGAGUCCACCGUCGUCCCAGGAAGCCACAGCCAAAGUAAACUCGUCCCUCGAUCUCAACUCCAAUCACGACCAAUCUUCCGACGAUUCCGACGAUGAACCCAUUGACGUGGUAAAAUCCGCCUUUGUACCCAUCCUGAGACCAAAGCAGGAGCACAUCUCAGCCUCAACUCCAGACUCCAUUGCCCCGGACGCUGUAUCACCCAGGCAACAAUCAUCCACCCCUUCACCCCAAGGAAGACAAAAGUGUGAACUGAAAGCCGUCUCCAGUCGCAAGCAUGUCCUUCAUGAAAUUGCCCCAUCAGCUACAGGACCUCGGUCGACAUCCCCCGAUACAACAAAAAUUAAAUCCGCCACAAUUCCCGCACAAAUAACAGUCUGGCGGCCAUAUUGAGGACCGGAUAAGCACCCCUGGCUGGCCCUCCUUUUCCGGGCCAACGGGCACAAUCUCUCGUGAUAGUAACAUUUAAGGAUAAAACUCACAAUCUCUUCUAUAAGCUUAACUACAAUUUCGGUGGCAUAACACACAAUUGCAAAAGGAUUCUGAAGAUAAAAAAAUAUCGGACUUUUGUGGAGUGGCAUAGAGUGAACGUGGAAAUUUAGUGAAAAUGUAAAGUGUAAAUAUUAAAUUUAUAUAAGAAAAAUGUUAUAUAGAAAUGAAUGAAAAUAAGAAAACAAAACAUAAUAAUAAAUUA